This is a messenger RNA of Nymphalis io (European peacock), 5168 nucleotides long. It is a transcript of the gene Fhos, whose product is annotated as FH1/FH2 domain-containing protein 3. The record is from RefSeq and is a predicted model, not a curated record. Lineage: Eukaryota; Metazoa; Arthropoda; Insecta; Lepidoptera; Nymphalidae. The transcript is spliced from 19 exons. Gene Ontology annotation, biological process: actin filament network formation; cortical actin cytoskeleton organization. Gene Ontology annotation, molecular function: actin filament binding. Gene Ontology annotation, cellular component: cytoskeleton; cytoplasm. Bases 178 to 3852 code for a protein of 1224 amino acids.
UCGAAUACACUCGUUUCAAUAAAAAAAAAACGGCUUCGCGCGUUACUUAUGAUCGUGAAUUCGAAAUUUAAAUAUGAUUACUGUGUAUUGUUUGUACUAAAAUGUUUUAAUUCAGUAGGUAACAUAAGCGAUGUAAUACUGUGAUUUAAUAGAUUCGCUCAGUGAUAGUGUUAAAUUAUGAUUGAAUUAGUGAAAGUGAAUGAAAACAGGGUGAAUGGGACAAUGCGGGAACUAGGGGCGGAUUCUUUCGUGUGCAGAGUUCAAUACUUGAACGACUUGGAUCCUUUUAUGGAGUACAAUGUGAGGGAGCCCCCUAGACCUUUGUACCACACAUUUAAUACAACGAUUCCUCUCUCGUACCAAAUAGCUGCUGUGCAUCGUUUGCUACAAGCUCCACAUCGGCUGGACGAUGCAACACUGCAGGUGUUCAAGGACGGUGACUACGGGCCCUAUUUAGACCUGGAUUCCACUCUCGGGGAACAGGAUGAAGAACUGGAAGGCUUACAAGACAGUCGCAAAAAUGCGCUGGUCCUGCGCACUCAACUCUCGGUCCGGGUACACGCCAUCAUUGAGAGGCUGCUACACUCUCAGGGGCGCGAACUGCGACGGGCGUUGUUUACGCUCAAGCAGAUCCUGCAAUCAGACAAAGACCUGGUGCACGAGUUUGUCGCCAACAAGGGCCUCGACUGCCUCAUGCAGGUCGCCACCAUGGCAGAUCAUAACUACCUGGACUACAUUCUAAGAGCGCUUGGCCAGAUCCUUCUUUAUGUUGACGGCAUGCACGGCGUGAUGAACCACCAGCGUUGUGUCCAGUGGCUUUACUCUCUUAUCUCCAGCAAGUUCAGGCAUGUCGUCAAAACUGCUCUCAAACUCCUUCUAGUCUUCGUAGAAUACACGGAACAAAAUUGUCUCAUCCUUAUCGACGCCAUCACCGCCGUAGACAGUUCCAACAGCAGACAACCGUGGUUCAACGUAAUGAAAAUCCUUCAAGACUUCGAUGCUUCCGACACUGAACUCCUCAUAUAUGCCACCACGCUGAUUAACCGAUGCCUUAAUAAUGUACCCGAUAGAGACAAGUAUUACGAUCAAGUGGACUCCCUGAAAAACCAAGGUAUCGAUGACAUUAUACAGCUAUACAUGUCUAAAGAGGGGACAGACUUAGAUCUACUGAGGCAACUGCAAAUAUUCGAAGCUGUGCUUCAGUACCAAGAUGGUGAUGAAACUGGAACCGCACUCAAACAACUGGAUGAAUCUGUUAUAACUUCAGUCCGACGAAGAAGUCUAAACCUGGCGCCAUCUGAACGACGAAAGUCCAAUAAACAAGAAGUCAAAGAGAAAGCGAAGCCAGUUUCGGUGGAACCAGACAAUAAAAUAAACACACCACGACCUCAGUACCUGCCAGCCAUUAUCGAUACCAAGGAAAAUAAAGAGUUGAGCUCAGUUCUCAAGAGACGGAGGGAUAGGUACGCAAGACAGGCGCAUCACAUAAUACAACAGCAAGAACUGCUGAACAACUCGAAUGGCAUUUACAAUGGGCUGUUUGAAAAGAACGACCAGUGGAGCCCGAAUCGCACCUACAAUCACAACGGAACUUACUCAAACACCAAUGGUACUUAUACUAUUUCGAGCGGGAAAUACAUAAACGGCACCGCUAAUGGUACCGUCAUAUACAAUUCCAGUGACGUCAGUGGUCACGGACAAAAGGAGGAGAAGACUUACACAAACAGAACAAAAUCCAGUUACAUCCCGGACGUUUUGAUGAAUGGAAACCAAAGAUACACAACCGGAUUGAAACAGAGAAUCCAGAAUGGGACAUUAGGUCACAGUGUCAACGCAUCAGAUACUCUGUCCAUAGUCAGGGCCGGACGAGAAUUCUCCCCGGAACCAAAAGAUGACAGGGAAAUUCUGCUGAAUCGAGAGCACAGCAUUAAAGACCUUGCUCAGAGGUUGACAAGUCCCCUAACUCCCUCCACAGAAGAGAAGCCCAUAAGGGUCUCUGAAAUGGCAGGAAUCGUUUCGAAAGCCAAAGAAGAAUUAGCCAAAUCGAAAUCUAAAGAAAUUAUAAAAAGUCCAGCCAUAGAGAAAAGUACAAAACUACAUGAAAUUAAAGUGUCUGAAAACGAUUUACACUGGGAAGAGUUGAGAAAGGGCUGCAUCAACAGGGAAUUCCACACAUGUGAUCUUGAUUUUUCGGAUCUCAGAUACGAUUCAGAUGAGGAGAUGGAGUCACCUCCGUUAAAUGCUAUCCCUCCUCCUCCUCCUAACCUAUUGCCUCCUCCUCCACCUAACAUGCUGACGCCAGUGGGCCUUCCUCCACCUCCACCAAACAAUUUUUUUAGCUUACCCAAAAACCUACCAAGCAUGACAUCACAAUCAGACAUCUUGAACGAUUCUAACAGUUCAACAUUAAAGAAAAACAAAAAGACGGUAAAACUUUUCUGGCGGGAGAUACAAGAGAACCCCGUGCCGUCCCCGGCAAGGACCAAGGUAGGGGGAUUCAUUUGGGAUGAUCUCCCAGAGGUUAGCGUGGAUACAGUGAUGCUGGAACACCUUUUCGAAUCCAGGACCAACGAUUUGAUAAUCAAGGAAAAACUUAUGGAACCAAAGAGAAACCUGAUUCUUGACACAAAACGAUCGAACGCGAUCAGCAUAGCCAUGAAGAAGUUGCCAACGCCGCAGACGAUCAAGAUAGCGAUAAUGAAGAUGGACGCGACAGUUAUCGGUCGCGAGGGGAUCGAGAAAUUACUAACGAUGCUCCCCACGCACGAGGAGAAGGUCAAAAUACAAGAGGCGCAGUUCGCGAACCCCGAUCUACCUCUGGGCUGUGCGGAACAGUUUCUCCUGACCCUGGCAUCCAUUAAUGAGCUGUCGUCCAGACUAAAACUUUGGGUCUUUAAGCUGGAUUUUGAUAAUUUAGAGAAAGAAAUAGCAGAACCUCUAAUGGAUCUAAAGCAGGGCAUAGAACUGCUGAAAGUUAACAAAACAUUUAAAGUGAUCCUUUCGACGCUGAGGUCUGUAGGCAGCUUCUUAAAUGGUAAUCAGGUGAAAGGGUUCCGGUUGGAAUAUCUCUCUAAGGUGAUGGAGGUUAAAGACACCGUCCAUAAGCACCCACUGCUGUACCACAUUUGUGAGAUGAUAAUCGAGAAGUUCCCUGAUACCACCGACUUCUUUAGUGAGGUCGGUCCUGUUAUCCGCGCUUCCAAGGUCGACUUCGAAGUACUCAGCGCUAAUCUUCUUAAACUGGAAUCAGACUGCAAAGCUUCCUGGGAUCACAUGAAGAGGGUUGCCAAACAUGAUGGCUCUCAGAUCUUCAAGACCAAGAUCAACGAGUUCCUCACUGAUGCAGCGGAACGCAUCAUUCUACUCAGCAUUGUGAAGAAGCGGGUCAUGAGCAGAUAUAACAAGUUCCUGCUCUACCUUGGCGUGCCUCUGGGUGACGUCCCCAAGACCAGACCUUCGGAGCUUCUGAAGGUGAUCGCGGAGUUCGCGCUGGAGUAUCGCACAACGCGCGAGAGGGUGCUACAACAGCUGGAGAAGAGGGCCAACCAUCGCGAGAGGAAUAAGACCAGAGGGAAGAUGAUCAUUGAUGUGGGCAACUACGCCAGCAAGGGCGAGCACAUGGCAGACAGCGCGCUCAAGGAACUGCUGAAGAGCGACGCCGACAGGGACCUGAUGGACUCGAGACGCAAACCAGCUAUGCGUCCGCGCAACGGAGGGACAGGGCCGGAGGACGAGAUAAUUCAGACCCUCGUGCGCUCCACCACUCCCAACCGACGCCCGCUGGUGCGAGAACGGCGCCGGAACCGACUCGCGGACAGGAAGAGCUUAAACAGGACUCUAGACGGACACUAGUCGCGGUCCGGCAAGCGGAGCAGCGCGGGGUCGCCGCGGGAAUUCAACAAAGAUAGUCACACUUACGCCUAAUUUUUAUUGAAUAAGUUUUUUUUUUUAUUGUAACUCGAAUCUCACCCUAAACACAACGUACGAUUAUGUUAAUUAUAUUUAAUUAUUACUAAAUCUUAUUGUAUUCAGAUGUAUAGUACCCUCAGCCAGAUAACUCCAUACACACUCCUAAAAUGCGUCUCAUUUUUCUAAAUAUACUUAAUACUGUCUAGAGACUUCUGAUCUAUAGACUGUAGGAGUCCCUUUAUGUACAUUGUUAUUAUAUAUUUCAUUAUUUAUUUAUUCCUUUCAAGGAUAUUCCUAUAGCAAUUGCUGAUUUUUCAAUGAAUUUUGACAAAAAUUAUUUGAUUAAACAUUACAUUAAAAAACUAGUAUUUUUAUUAAUUUCAGAACUUUAAAUCUUAAACUUAAUAUUAUUUUAAACAUAAUUAAACAAUAAUCAGAUCAAUUUACCUUUACCGAUACAUUUUUCACCUUCCCCCAAUGAGACCCCGUGUACCCCUAGGGGUACGCGUAUCACAGGUUGGGAAUAGCUGUUCUAAAUUCUUUCCUUUCAAUACAUAACGAGCGAAUUUUCAACAACCUGAUUACUUUGUACAUAAAUAUUAAAUAAUUAUAACUAAAUUAACUUAGUGGCUCUUGUAAAUAAAUCCACAUAAUCAAAUCAAAAGCAUUCAGAUGAUUUUUAAAAUGAUAGCCCCGGUCUCUGUCCACCGCCACAGUCCUGGUAACUUCGAACCCCCAUCCAGGUGUACCUCACAAGUCCCUAUGUCGUUGCACUUAUUUUCAUAACGAGCAGAAUAUAUAAUUGCAAAAUAAAUGUUCUUAAAAUUAAGUAAGACUUCACUGGCAUGUGUAGUACUAGUUUAGUUAUUCGAUACGCAGGUUGCAGCAUUUAAAUAUUGGAGUCUCUCGAGGUUGCCAUUGAAAUACCAUACGCAUGUUUCGACUAUAGAAAUGAGAACUUGAUACAAAAUGUUAACUUCGUAGUGUGGAGCAAGGUCGUUAAAUUUAUUUUAAAAAUUACUCCGACCCAUUCUCAUGCUUCAUGUUCUUCGUUCGAACUUCAGCCACUAGCUAUUAGGUACUAUUUAUUAUGCUCUUAAGGUAAUUCUGACAUUAUAUGUUUUUCGUUAUGGGUUAAGCAAAUGCAAUAAAUUUAAGACUUUCAACUGCGUUAAGACAGCCUGUAUGUUGUGUUUUAAUUAUUCCUCUAUGUAUUUAUUGUAAAUGUAAAUAUAUGUGUAAAUAAAUAACAAUGAAUU